Messenger RNA from Ilex paraguariensis (yerba mate), 576 nucleotides. NCBI's taxonomy places the organism in Eukaryota, Viridiplantae, Streptophyta, Magnoliopsida, Aquifoliales, Aquifoliaceae. The record is from the annotation of a GenBank genome assembly.
AUGGCUAGCAAUGAUGCAUAUGAUGAAAAGCUGAUCCUUAUAGUUACACAGUUUGUUGGUGUCAUGACGUAUUUGUAUGGUGCCCACUACUUGGCAUGGUAUGAUGAGAGACGUAAUGCAAAGAGGCCAAAAAAUGCAGAAAUUGUAGCUGAAACAAUGGCCGUUGUUGCAAAUAACUUAGCAAGGCUAGUUGAUACAUAUGAGAAAAGUAAGCCUUGCAUUAAUUAUUCACAACUUUACAAAGCUGCAAUGGAUGUUGAAGAGCUUGAUCUUAUGGCUAGCAAUGAUGCAUAUGAUGAAAAACUUAUCCUUAUAGUUACACAGUUUGUUGGUGUCAUGACGUAUUUGUAUGGUGCCCACUACUUGGCACGGUAUGAUGAGAGACGUAAUGCAAAGAGGCCAAAAAAUGCAGAAAUUGUAGCUGAAACAAUGGCCGUUGGUGCAAAUAACUUAGCAAGGCUAGUUGAUGCAUAUGAGAAAAGUAAGCUUUGCAUUAAUUAUUCACAACUUUACAAAGCUGCAAUGGAUGUUGAAGAGCUUGAUCUUGCUAGUCGAAUGAUUGUUUUGAGAACUUGA